CUUUAUCGACGUAACCUUGCUGACCUUGUACAAUAAUGGCGCAAUGUUAGAGAAUCGCUCUUCUGAUUCCAACUAAUGAGCGAAGUUAUCGAGAUUACUCUUUCUGACUCAACGGAUGAUUCUUCUGAUGAACAGGAUGAGUCAGAGAGUGAAUUUACUGGUCAAUUUAAACUUGAAAAAGCUAAAGAAAAUAUCGAGUGUAACAACGACUCAUUCGAUGAGGACACUGAGACAUGUCCUAUAUGUUUUGAAUUAUGGACUUCGUCAGGACCACACAAAGUCUGCUGUCUUCGUUGUGGACAUCUUUUCGGCUAUUCGUGUGUCAUGAAAUGGUUCAAGUCUGUUGGGAAGAAAGCUAAGUGCCCUCAAUGCAAUGCGAAAGCCAAUCGACGUGACAUCCGAGUACUUUACUGUAAAAACUUAAAGGUUUUGGAUACAACUGACCGAGACAGAGCCUUGGCUGAACUUGAGCGUGAAAAGCGAGGGCGACAGAAAGCAGAACAGGAGGCUGCAGAAUUUAAAGCAAGAUGUGAUCUUCUCCAUGCAGAGGUACUUCAACUUCGCGAUGAGCUUCAGACUACCAAGGGACUUCCCAAGGUUCAGUCAUCUCUUUUGCAAAAUACUAGUGAAAUCUCAAAUUAUAAAUCGUCAAGCUCAGAUGGUUCAACUGGUUUUGACGGUCAGUAUACACUAGUAAACACUUUACUGAUCUCAGUUUGCGGAAAUUGUCGUGUUAUGGCAUCGUGUGACUAUUUAAAUACCUUGUGUGUUUCACAGUCUUCAACUAAUCCAAUAUUUCGAGGAUUUGGAAUACGUAAGGUGAAUAGUUCUGAACAAAGAUUAAUAAAAUAUGUACACUUGCAUACACAACCGAUCCGUGACUUGGCAUUUCAUCCAGAAGCUCAUGAUGGUAUUAUUGCAAGCGCAAGCUUAGAUAAAACUUUACGUCUCACUAGUUUAUUAAAUGAUUCAAUUGUUCAAACUUACCAUUGUCCAGUGGGAAUAUGGAGUUGUUGUUGGGCUGGAGAUUCGAAUCGUUUAUUCGCUGGCUGUGCAAAUGGUUCAAUUAUGUUAUAUGAUAUACGUGUGACUACCGGUCCAUUAGAUGUUUUCUAUGUACCAAAUAACGAUGCACCGGUCUUGGGAUUGCAGUAUUUAUCACCUUCUGUGGAUCAAAAUAUUUCCAGUGCUGGAGGUUUAUUAGUCGGUCAGUUGAAUAAAGUCACAUUUAUGUCUGAGAGUCCUGAAAAUCCUAUAGCUAUACAGCGAACAACUAACCAAGAACGAAUAGAAUCUGCUGAUGGCAUUGCUUCAACCGAUGAUUCAGAAACUCCCGCUUCGCCUGAUAUUCUUCAAGAUAAUAGCACUCUUCGUCCAUCGAAUUGGCUAGGAAAUAUACCUUCUUAUAAACCCCAUAAUCUUCCUCUAGAAGGCAGUUUAGUUUCAUUAAGUGCACUUCCACAAGGACGUCAGUUUUUAGCCUCCUACAGACCAUCGCAACGAUUACCUCGUGUAAGACAUUUGUUGGCAGAAUUACAAUCUGAAACCUCACCUGUAGCAGAAACGGCUUACUCCUGUAGAGAAAUACACAAUCUUUGGGCAGGAAAUCGGAUGAAAAAGCUGACUCGUGCUAAACUAUUUGUUGGACCUUCAAAAGAAUCAGGACUUAUUGCUGUUGCUGGCAAUGAAGAUGUCAAUGGUGCUUUAAUAUGGAGGUGCUCUGAUGGCACACAAAUGCAAGUCUUACAACCUCCUGAAACCACUGCUGAUAGUCCUAUCUUGGAUGUAUGUCCAAUCUUUUUCGCAUCGACUCAAAGUCAUUGUUUAACAUUACUUACUGACCGAAUGCUUCAUUUUUACAUGUGGCGUACCCAAAAUUCAUACUGAGCGUCUCUCAAGUGUAAAUAUGUACAUACUGCAACCUGGAUCAUUCUGAACACUAUUUUUUUUAAUUAAAACAAUAAAUUUGAAGCAUGGUUUCCCAGAUCACUUUUGGUAGCUUCAUCACUCUCAAAUUUAAAGGAACGUUUUUCCAAGAGGAGUAGCUUGGUUCGUUGGAGUUCUUUUCAAUGUUGUCUGCCGUUUGUUUUAGAUUUCGCCUUUCUUACUGACUAAGAACAUAGGUCACCUGAUGUUAGGCUUCCAUUGUUAUUUUAUAGAUCUCACUAUUCAAGGUCCUUGAUCGUUCAAAAUGAUUGACUUCAUAAUUUACCUUUUACAAAUACAUCAAAAAUAAUAACGGUAUUUAUUUUUCAAAGUAGAAGCACACGCUUUUCUAAUAGUCCUGGUAUUGUUUCCCAAUGAUUCCGGAAAAUGAGGAAGGGCGCAGAAGUUUAUUACUAGGUAAUCCCGGUUUUGGGUAGCUAGACUCCAAACGAACAGGUUAAUUACAUCCUGCCAGAAACGGUUUGCAGCAGAUUAUAAGAUGGCUCGUCAGCAAAUAGUGGUCUAAUAAAAAAACUAGAAAAGCCACUACUUAAAUCAAAACACGGAAUUUUCAUUAAUCGAACUGUGUCUCCUAGCUAGUUAACCUAUUUGAAAAUGAUAGCUUAGAUGAACACCACGAGUAUUUUCCCAUAAACCGAUGUUAAAAAGCGCUAAUCAGACUUUUAGGAUGACCUAUCGUAUAUUCCAAGGACCUAUGAGAUUUAUGUAUGGAAGUGCCACCUGCCCAGUCUUCUUUAUCACUACUUCACCUUUUGAAUUUUCGUUUUCUGACAACUGCUUCGCCCAUUCCAAACUACUCGUGUAAACUUGUCAUUUUCUUCGCGCAUAUAUUUCUACGAUACUCAUAACAGUGAACAGUCAAGGCUUUGGUGACAUCUGCAAUUGUUGCAGCCAGUGUUACUGGUGCUUUCAUUAUCCAGUUCUCAGGAAACAUCGCAGGUUCUUAUUCUAGCAGACUUCUUCCUCCAACAUAUAUUACAUCGAAAGUCAACAUCAUCACGGUAGUCUUCACAAGUCAUAUGAAUACCGCAAUCAGAAAUAAAAGAACUUCUUAGUCGGCUCGUUUGUUUUUGCCGCUUAGUUGUAACAUCUUGUCCCAAAUCUUCUGUGAACCGUUCGUACGUGAGCAUCAGGCACUAAAAUUGGUUCCGUGACAUUGAAACCCUUUAAACGCUUCUGAUUGGCUCCUCCAUAGUUUAUGGUCUCACAGCAACUCCAUUAUCUGUAAACACAGGCCACAAUCCAUUGCAAGUUAAUACAUAAGUUUAUAGAAGGCAUACUGUGGUGUGGUCUACUUAUAUCCAUGUAAGUAGUAUAUGGUGUGGGUCAGACAUAGAGUGUAUUUUGGCAGAAGACCGACGAGGAAAGAACUGAAAUGAAGCGCAAUCGUUUGGAAAAUGCAUGAGCAAUAGAAUAAGAGAAGAAACAGUGAAGAUUGAAACAAUUGGUUGUUAAUUUGCAAAUUGACUGUUCAUUGUUUGGUUAUUAGAAUUUACUGAGAUAGUCUGUAAUUUUUGCUUAAAUACAUUCGAUUGUCCCC
Schistosoma rodhaini is the source of this 3487-nucleotide messenger RNA. The record is from the annotation of a GenBank genome assembly. NCBI's taxonomy places the organism in Eukaryota, Metazoa, Platyhelminthes, Trematoda, Strigeidida, Schistosomatidae.